This is a messenger RNA of Tachysurus vachellii, 3871 nucleotides long. RefSeq names its product RAS p21 protein activator 2 (gene rasa2). The record is from RefSeq and is a predicted model, not a curated record. Lineage: Eukaryota; Metazoa; Chordata; Actinopteri; Siluriformes; Bagridae. Gene Ontology annotation, biological process: regulation of GTPase activity. The transcript has 24 exons. The coding region runs from base 99 to 2507 and encodes 802 amino acids.
ACACACACGCACGCGCGCGCACACACACACACACACACACACACACACACUCUCACUCACUCACUCACUCAUACACACACACACACAAAGCUUUGACCAUGGCGGAAGAAGACGACACGAAAAUCAGGAUCCUACAAAGUCUACGAGGGAAAAUCUGUGAAGGCCGGAACCUAGGUGUUGGUUCUGCAUCGAAUCGCAUCCAGAACACUAGUAUAUUUUGCACCAUCAGUCUGGACCAGGAGGAAGUGUUCCGCACUAAAGAAGUGUAUGAUAAAAGUUUGAGCCCAUUUUAUGGGGAAGAUUUCUACUUUGAGAUCCCAAGGCCGUUCCACUGCCUGUCCUUCUAUGUUUAUGCCAAGACAAUGUUUCAGAGGGAACUGACCAUCGGAAAGGUGGCCCUCAGGAAGGAGGAGUUGUGUAAUUACAGUGGGAAGGAGCACUGGUUUCCACUGCAGCCUGUGGAUCCAAACUCAGAGGUGCAGGGGAAGGUUCAUCUAGAGAUGAAGCUUAAUGAAGUGAUCACAGAUAACAGGCCUGUCUCUUUGAGCCUGCAGGUCAGGAUAAUCGAGUGCCAGGGUUUACCGUUAAUCAGUGGACAGGCCUGCGACUCUUAUGCUUCUGUAACACUCAUUGGCCCUGCAAGGUCAGAUCAGAGGAAGACAAAGGUGAAGAAGAAAACCAGCGACCCUCACUUUGAUGAGACACUUUAUUUUGAGGUUUCCAGGCCAAGCAACUACAACAGGAAGAAUUUCCAGGUAGAGGAUGAGGAUAUCGAGAAACUGGAGAUCAAGGUGGAGUUAUGGAAUAAUGGGAAUCUGGCUCAGGAUGUGUUUCUGGGUGAAACAAGAGUGUCAGUGAAGAUCCUGAGAAAUGACCUAGUACACAAAGCUUGGUAUCUGCUCCAGCCAAGAGGUAACGGUGUGAAGUGUAAGCCUGAUGAUCUCGGUUCUUUGCGUUUGAACGUGUGUUACAUUGAGGACAAUGUGCUACCGUCCAACUGCUACAUUAAACUGAGAAACCUGCUGCUGAAAUCACCUGACGUACAGUCGAUCUCAGCAUCUGCUGCUCAUAUCCUGGGCGACGUGUGUAGAGAUCGAUCCGAAGCCUCACUGCCUUUAGUGCGACUUUUACUGCAUCACAACAGACUGCUGCCUUUUCUCAUGGCCACUGCUGCCUUAGAGCUGGAGAACACACAAGAGGCGAACACCAUCUUCCGUGGGAAUUGUCUGGCCACACGCUGUAUCGAUGAUACAAUGAAGAUGGUGGGAAGAAAUUAUCUAAACAUCACACUGAAGCCUGUGCUGGAUGAGAUUUGUGAAUCCAAUAAAACGUGUGAAAUCGAUCCAAUUAAACUGAAGGAAGGAGAUAAUGUAGAGGUCAACAAGGAGAACCUGCAGCUUUAUGUUCAGAAAGUAGUCUUGUCCAUUACUGAGUCAAGUGCAAGCUGUCCACCUCUGAUGUGUGACAUAUUCCGAUCCCUACGACAGCUCGCCACUGACCGUUUUCCCAGUGACCCUCAUGUUCAGUAUUCUGCUGUGAGCAGUUUUGUGUUCCUGAGGUUUUUUGCUGUAGCUGUUCUUUCUCCACACACUUUCCAGCUCCGGCCACACCAUCCAGAUCCAGAGGUUUCGAGAACUCUCACACUCAUCUCUAAAACUAUCCAGACUCUAGGCAGCUGGAGCAGCUUGUCUAAAAGUAAAAUGUCAAGCUUCAAAGAGACCUACAUGUGUGAUUUUAUCAAAUUAUUCCUGGAAGAUAAAUUUAUAGAGAAAGUGAAGAAGUUUUUAGAUGACAUCUCGUCCAACGUGUGUAAAAGCACCAGCGGGGUGGAAGAUUCGGUCGUGCUGAAAGAGGGAGAGGUCCACAAGCGAGCCCAAGGUAGAAAGCGUCUAGGGAAGAAGAACUUUAAGAAGCGCUGGUUGAGAGUGACCAAUCGAGAGCUGUCAUAUCAUAAACAAAAAGGGAAAGAUCCACUGUGUGUGAUUCCUGUAAACAGCAUUACAAGAGUAGAAAAACUGGAUGAAAGCACCUUCAACCGCAAAAACAUGUUCCAGGUGAUCUACAGUGAUAAGCCCCUCUAUGUUCAGGCAGGGAACUGUGUUGAGGCGAGCGAGUGGAUUGAUGUGCUGACUCAGCUCAUCCGCUGCAACACUGACCGACUCGGUGUGUUCCAGCCGGCUGUCAGCAUCAGAGACAGCACACUGGCAAACAUCCAGCUGGAGACUGACUGUGACAGGGAGACAGAGAGAAUUUUCUCGCUGUUCAGUGCCAGUUUACCUCGUCUGCAGAAAAUGGAGGAUGCCUGUGCCAGUAUGUCGGUGUACCUGGGCCAGCAGAAGGAGCAGGAGGAGUACUCUGCCUUCAUUAUUCAGGACCCAAAAGAGACAUUCCGCACCAUCAAGGAGAUCAGAGAAGUCCUGGGAGACCUGCAGCUCAAACAUAAAGCCAUCGAGCUCACGGACCAGCCAGGGACAAUUGAGAAUCCGAUCGUGGGGAAGAGGUCUUGACGCUGUGAGAGUGGUUGACUCCUCCACACCAGCAGGGUUGCGCUGCCUAAAGCCAGCUGCUGAGACACACACUCACUGAGGAACGACAGAAGUGACUGCUGCAGGCUCACCAUGAAGAAAAAGACUGCUUGAGAGAAUCAGCGACUCUCACACUCCGCGCUGCGCCUUAAAUCACCUCUGACACAUGCGUGACAAAUCGACUUUUUCACUGAGAUCAGCACGCACUAUCAAUCAGAAUGCUGUGACGGGACCAGACUCCAUCAGUGACACAAGAAUAUGAAUAUGGCUGCUAAACAGAUGAACUUGACCUCCAGUUUGAAAACAAUCAUUUAAAAUCCUUUCACCUUUUAUAGGCUUUUUUCGAUGUCUGAUGUCUUUGAUGUGCAUCCCAGGGAAUUUUCCCAACUUUUCUAUUCUGUCUUUUAUAUUCGUACAUGGAGUUUGUGGAUUUAUGUAUAUACACACUCGUUUCUGGAAUACUCACACAUACACACAGAAAUGGCACUUUACACAUUUGGAAUGAUCCAGAUGAGUAUAUUUGAUACGCUGUAUCAUUACUCGAUUGAUCAGUUGAAUGAUCGCAUCAUUGUAACGCUCAUCUCUGUAUAGUUUGUAACCGAUAUGUUUCUCAUGCCAAAGACAAUUUGUCAGUUUCAUGAUGUGUAAAUGGCAUUAUUUUUGGAAUACUCAAUUUUAAAUGAUGAUCUAUAUUUCUCCUGACACAAAAUUGUUAUUGUUAUUUUCUUUUUUUAUUUGUGACGAACACACAUAAUCAGAACUGCUCUGUGAUUUUGCACAAGUCAUUUUCUCAGACAGAAGGAUGGAUAGAGAGAGAGAGAGAGAUAGGAGGAAACGUGGAAUGUGACAGCAGGAGAAAUGGAGAUUUCCAGAAGAGAGAUGUGUGAAAGAUCUCUUCACAUCUGAGUGAUGGAGUUAAUACAUUCCUUUGAAUUAUCUCAUGAUUAGCGUGUUUAUACAAUCAGGCAUUUUUUUACUUCUCAGUGAACAUUGACAUAGUACUCUAUUCCUUUGAUUUUCCUCUUAUUUUUACCACAUGGAUGACUCGACCUUUGUGUGACCCUUUUUUUUUUUGUAAUGUUUAUUAUAAGUUGCCGAAGGAUAAACAGGGAUCUAAUGGUACACUGAUUUAAAUUCUUCAGGUCAAACUUGUUCCAAUAGGUACGACUAGGAAAGGCACAUUAGACAUGUGUUUCCGUGCCAUGUCUCCAAACCCCACCUCUUGCAUCUGGUUUGAUAUUGUUUACUCCUGAUGAGCUUUAUUAUUUCACUGCUGUCCUAACCCCAAGCCCUGCUUAUCUGACAUUUCUCUGAAUAAAUGGAAUAAAUGAAGGAUCUCAAAUGUG